AUGAACUUCAUCGGUUCGGGCGUAGUCUUCCACGUCCCAAGUUUCUUCAGCGAGCUCCGGGAGCUCGAGGAAAAGGGCCUGACUGCGGUACAUGAUCGGAUCCUUGUUUCCGACAGGGUCAAUGUCCUCUUGGACCUGCACAUGGCAGUGGAUGGUCUUGAGGAGAGGGAACUCGGAGACGCAGCUAUUGGAACAACAAGACGCGGCAUUGGUCCCUGCUAUCAGACCAGCAGAGCGCGAACUGGCAUCAAAUUGACUGACGUCUUCUACCCUGACCUUUUCAAGCAGAAGGAAUAUCACAGAGACAAUUGGAGUGGUCAAGGCUUAUACUACCCGUGUCGGGGCGGGGGCCUUCAAGACCGAAGAUACGGAGAGAUUGGCACCAAGGUCCAGGAGAUUGGACGCGAAUGGGGAACGUCGACUGGCCGCAGACGCCGAUGUGGAUGGCUCGACCUUGUUGUUGUCAACUACAGUAACUCGAUCAACUACUAUACCAGCCUGAAUCUCACGAAGCUCGACGUUUUGGAUACUUUCGAAACGAUCAAAAUCGCCAUCGCUUACAAGAUCGACGGAGAGGAACUGGACUCUUACCCCGCGGAUCUCGACAUCCUGAACCGAGCUGAGGUGGUUUACCACGAGAUGCCAGGCUGGCAAAGGCCGACUACUAACGCGAGGACCUACUACGAUCUCCCCAAGGCGGCCCGCGAUUACGUUGAGUACAUCGAGAAGUUUGUCGGAGUCAAGAUCAAGUACAUCGGCACUGGUCCUGACCGUGAGGCCAUGAUCCAGCGCCCCUGA
This is a messenger RNA of Metarhizium acridum CQMa 102, 798 nucleotides long. Its product is annotated as Adenylosuccinate synthase. Gene Ontology annotation, cellular component: cytoplasm. Lineage: Eukaryota; Fungi; Ascomycota; Sordariomycetes; Hypocreales; Clavicipitaceae. The record is from RefSeq and is a predicted model, not a curated record. Gene Ontology annotation, molecular function: nucleotide binding; adenylosuccinate synthase activity. Gene Ontology annotation, biological process: 'de novo' AMP biosynthetic process; IMP metabolic process.